Messenger RNA from Parnassius apollo (apollo), 636 nucleotides. The record is from the annotation of a GenBank genome assembly. Lineage: Eukaryota; Metazoa; Arthropoda; Insecta; Lepidoptera; Papilionidae.
AUGUGUUCGAAGUGGUUAAGUAGUUCGGCAUCUGAUCACGUGCAAAGAAUUGAAAUAGUUUUUCCUAUCGUAGGACACUCUUUCAUUGCACCCGACCACGUAUUUUCUCAUGUGGAAAAGGAUGUGAGAAAGUUGGAGUGUAUAUUAAGACCGGAGGAUUACCUUGAGAUUAUAGGCACUUAUAGCACAAUAGUUCGUAUGGGUUCUGAUUGUGAAGUCCUAAACUUUAAGAGUGGAAUGAGUUCAGUUAUAAAGGAUGUCGGCUCUUGGCACUUCCAAUUUAAAUAUUGCAAAAGAUUUUUAAUACAGCGGUCAAAAGAAAUUGGUAAUGUUGUAAUUCAAGGGGAAGUGCACUAUACCAAUAAUUUGGGUGUAUUGAAGAAAAUAACUCGUAAAAAUAAAAAGGCCUCUGAUUUGAACCCUGAAGUGAUUACUCAAAACAUUGUGAGAAUCAAACCUGCAAAAUUGGUAGACGUAAAAAAACUAUUAACCACUCAUUUUGGAAAUGAAUGGGAAAAUGAGGAGGGAUUUUAUUUUUAUAGAAGUGUUUUAUCACAUACAUCAAGCCUAGAAGAAGAGGAAGAUGCAUCACAAGAAGUUACUUGUGAAUUGCAAGUCGAGGAAAGAUGUCUAUAG